AGUCGCGAGCCAGAGGGGAGGGGGCGGCGGGUUUUCAUGUGCCCAGCAUGAGCUCCUACUUCGUCAACCCCCUGUUCUCCAAAUACAAAGGCGGCGAGUCCCUGGAACCGGCCUAUUACGACUGCCGGUUCCCUCAGAGCGUGGGCAGGAGCCAUGCGCUGGUGUACGGGCCCGGCGGCUCGGCGCCCGGCUUCCAGCACGCCUCGCACCACGUCCAAGACUUCUUCCACCACGGCACCUCGGGCAUCUCCAACUCGGGCUACCAGCAGAACCCGUGCUCGCUGAGCUGCCACGGAGACGCCUCCAAAUUCUAUGGCUACGAGGCGCUCCCCAGACAGUCCCUUUAUGGGGCUCAGCAAGAGGCGAGCGUGGUGCAAUAUCCCGACUGUAAAUCCUCCGCCAACACUAACAGUAGCGAAGGACAAGGCCACUUAAAUCAAAACUCGUCUCCCAGCCUCAUGUUUCCAUGGAUGAGACCCCACGUUGGGGAGAAGAGAGGGAGCCAGAGAGGGGAGAAAAAAGAGUGCAUGGAAGGAGAGGGGCCAUGCAGAUUAGAGGGCUCUGGGCUCCAGAGGACCCAAGCCCAGCUGCCCCCAAUCAAAGCUCCGGGGCGGCGCAGCGGAAGGCAAACUUACAGCCGGUAUCAGACCUUGGAACUAGAAAAGGAGUUUCUCUUUAAUCCUUAUUUGACACGAAAGCGCCGGAUUGAAGUCUCUCACGCCCUGGGACUGACUGAGAGACAAGUGAAGAUCUGGUUCCAGAACCGAAGGAUGAAGUGGAAAAAGGAAAACAACAAGGAUAAACUGCCCGGAGCCCGAGAUGAAGAGAAGGUGGAGGAAGAAGGAAACGAGGAAGAGGAGAAAGAAGAGGAGGAAAAGGAAGAAAACAAGGACUAAGCAAAAAAGAGAGACCCCCCCCCCUUAGCAACUCCCUUGAAGUUUCGUUUUAUGGUAGCGGAUAAAUUGAGAAGUUUACGACUGUCAUUUGCUUUUAUAGAGAAUAGAAUGACACUCACAACUCUAACUACCUGUCAGAUACUUGCAGCUCUGGUUUUAUUACCUUUGGACUUCCCCCGAUCUUUAUUUGUUUGGGGGCUGGAGGGGGGGGGGAGACGGAGACACAGCGAAAAGUUCGGACUCUGUCUCAGUCCUUGCCCCAACACACACACUUGUCCCUACCCCCACCCUUCGGAGUCCUGCCUGGAUUUUGAGGUCUGAGACCUGGCCUCUUUGCCCCUCUGUCACCCCUUCCUGCCACUCUCCCACCUCCCUGCUUCUCUGGUAUUUAUUUUAGAGGGGAGCCCUCUCAAAAUGCAGAAGAAGACUUGUGGCUUUGUGUUUAUGCUAGGGUUAGUGUAUUAGAUUUACUUUUAAUUUUUUCCAAAAGAAAGGAAAGAAAAGGGAAGGAAGGAAGGGAAGGGCAAUGUUUAAAGAAACGUUUAAAAAUUAUAGCAAGGAAUGUCCCUUCCUCCUCCCUGGGGCUCCCCCACUUAGAAAGACCCCCCCCCCCUUGACUUUCUCUAGAAACCUGAUGGAAACCUGAAGGAGAUGCGGGUCUCUCCCCUCCCCCCUCCCCUCGGGGUAGAUAGGAGCCUGCAGUCGCCGUUCAAAUCCUACCUAGCCAUCCCAUGGUCACUCGGGCCCAUGCCUUCCUCCCCUUUGCUGUCUGAUUUCUGUUGUUGGGCCCAGCUUCCUCUGAGCUGUACUAGUCUUAGCGCUCAGAAAUCACCAUAAUCAUGAAAAUAAUAAGAAUGAUAAUAAUAAAAAAUAAUAAUAAUAAUAAUAAUAAUAAUAAUACUGAUAAUAAAUCUUUAACAUACUACCUAAAGGGAACCUGCAAUAAUCUUGAAGAAAGAAAAAAGACAUUUUUGAAAAUCCUAAUAUGCAAGAAAAAAAGAGAAAAAAUUUAAAAUUAAAAAAAAAGAAAGAAACCUCCAACGUAUUUUAUCACUACCUAUAGAGAGAAAUCCUGCUUUGAGAGUAUUCGUAAUGCGGUUUUGUUGUCGUUUGUUGCUGCUUAAUUUCACUAAGAAAACCCCAACAACUGAGACUGCCUAGCCCACCGGUCCCGUGCGCUUUUAUUGUGCUUCUAACCCCAGUAGAGUAGAGCUAAAUUGCACUGAAUGUAUAGUUAACUCUGUCUUGAAUUCUCUGUUUAUGCAAUGUGCUCGAAAGAAAAAAAAAAAACGUUAAAAUAUAUCUAUAAUAAUAAUUUUUGGUCAUUUGUCUUUAUGUCCAGCUAUGAAUGUAGAUUUUGUGUCCCGGCAGCAGCCCUGUUCCUGGUCCAAGUACUUUGUAUUGUAUACGUGAGUCAUAAUAAAAAAAAAAAAAAAAAGGAGAAAAACA
Messenger RNA from Herpailurus yagouaroundi (jaguarundi), 2345 nucleotides. RefSeq names its product homeobox C8 (gene HOXC8). The transcript has 3 exons. Gene Ontology annotation, molecular function: DNA-binding transcription factor activity, RNA polymerase II-specific; RNA polymerase II transcription regulatory region sequence-specific DNA binding. Gene Ontology annotation, cellular component: nucleus. NCBI's taxonomy places the organism in Eukaryota, Metazoa, Chordata, Mammalia, Carnivora, Felidae. The coding region runs from base 48 to 896 and encodes 282 amino acids. Gene Ontology annotation, biological process: regulation of transcription by RNA polymerase II. The record is from RefSeq and is a predicted model, not a curated record.